Molecule: messenger RNA, 1979 nt
Organism: Jatropha curcas
Lineage: Eukaryota; Viridiplantae; Streptophyta; Magnoliopsida; Malpighiales; Euphorbiaceae
Product: Transducin/WD40 repeat-like superfamily protein
Molecular function (GO): protein binding
Source: RefSeq, a predicted model, not a curated record
AUUGUAAUCUUCAAAAUUGUUCCCUCCCAUUUAUUUCGAUUUCAGUAGUUUGAAAUAUCAAAAUCUAUCAUUUCCCGCUGUUCAACUCCGGUGCUGCUACCACCUUCUUCACCCCGAUGGGGCAGCCGCACUAACAUCGUUGACCUUCCUCAACACUCUCCAUCUUCUACUAACAGGUUUUUUCUUAACAAUUGCAAGCAUUCCAUAUACAAAUAGAGCCUCUUCCGUCGCACUCGUACCAACCAUUUAAUGUCUAUGUUUAGCUUCAAAAUCCUUCGAUUUCUCGAGAUCUGCUAGCUCCAUACGGUGUCGUCUUCUCUCUCUGGUUGUGCAGAUACUGUGGCUUUGAUUAUGAACGGCUCUACCUUACAGUUCGAGAAACCGAUAGGAGAUGCGGUUUCCAGGAUACGAUUCGCCCCGCAAUCCGAUAAUCUCCUCAUUUCUUCUUGGGAUUCUAAUCUGCGAUUAUACGAUGUUGAUAGCUCUCAGCUUAGACUAGAAGCUUCCUCACGGGCUGCUCUUCUCGACUGUUGUUUUCAGAGCGAGUCCAUGGCCUUAACCGCAGGAUCAGAUGGUUGCAUCAGAAGGUAUGACUUGCAUUCAGGAGCUAAUGAUACAGUUGGAAGCCAUUACGAUAUGGCAACAUGUGUUGGAUAUAAUGAUGAAACGUGCCUAGUGAUUUCAGCUAGUUUAGACAAUAACAUAAUGUUCUGGGAUAUGCGUGCAAUGAAGCCUCUAGCAUACCGGAGAAAUCUGGGUGCAGAAGUCGAGUCAAUGUCUCUCUCUGGAUUUGAUUUGAUGGUAGCUGUUGGAACAUCAGUAAAUAUAUAUGAUUUGCGAAACUUGGAGAAGCCAAUUCAUUCAAAAGAAUCAUGUAUGGAUGUACAAAUAAAAUGUAUUAGCUCCUUUCCUAACUCUAAAGGUUAUGCUGUUGGAUGUGUCGAUGGACGGGUGGCAUUGGAAUUCUUAGAUCCAUCCAAUUCAAAUAAGAGAUAUGCUUUCCGUUGUCAUCCGAAGUCAAAGGAUGGAAGAGCACAUCUAGUUUCAGUUAAUGACAUUGUUUUCAAUCCACUUGUAUGUGGCACUUUCAUUACUGGUGACAAUGAUGGCUACAUUAUCGCAUGGAAUGACGAAAGUAAAAGAAAAUUACAUGAGUUUCCAAGAUACCCGAACAGUGUGGCGUCUUUAUCAUUCAAUCAUGUGGGAGAACUUUUGGCAAUUGCAUCCAGUUACACUUACCAAGAAGCCAAUGAAAUGGAAGUAUCCCCUCAGAUAUUUAUACAGAAGAUGGGUGACAGCUAAGUUAAUUUGUGCUGGAGUUUCAACUAGGAAAUGGGUAUUUUUGGUGUACUAGGUUCAAAAGGUAACCAUACAAAUCUAUAUUAUCCAUUGCUGGUAGUCACUUAUCUCAUUGAUAGGAGUUGCUGUACCCAAAUUAAGUUAUCCACUCCCUCUAACCUUGUCCUUGAUAAGGCCAAUUUAGUCUUCUUUUCAUAUUUUGGUCAUGUCUUACUUUAUUCCAACUGGCAAAAUGCUUUUCGUGGGAAGAAAAACACUGGUUGUUUAACUAUAUUCCUUCCUUUUCCAGAUAGUUGAAGUCAGCUCAAUCGUAUUUGUCUUUGAUUUAUGGAUUCUCAAUCUUCGGAUUAAUUGCUAAAUCUUGCUAAAAAGUGUCAAGUGUCCAGAUUUCUUGUCAUGCUUGCUGCUACAAUUUCUACUUUCUUUCUUUCUUUUUCUUAAUUUAUCUUUUUAAAAAAAAGAAAUCAUGUUACGGCCUAAGAAAGAGCCGAGUCCACAGGAAUAGUAGAUGUUUCUGUAUUUGUAAGAUUCCUCUUUCAUCAUUUCUGUUUCUGAGUUGAACUUGCUGUAGCGCAAGAAGGAUUUGAUUGAGUGAAUAAUGAAGAAGCAAAACGAUCGGUCUGUACCAUCUGAUUUUUUUGUCUCCAUAAAUGAAUAUCAACCUGAAGUCUCUUAUCUGA